AUGAGCAACCCUCAGCCUUUGGAGGAGGAGGUAUACGACAUGUCAGGCGCCCGCUUAGCCCUGACACUGUGCGUCACCAAAGCCCGGAAAGGUUCGGAGGCAGACCUGGAUGCCCUGGAACGCAUGUUCCAGCAGCUGGGAUUUGAGAGCACCAUGAAGAGAAACCCCACGGCCCAGCAAUUCCAGGAAGAGCUGGAAAAUUUUCAGCAGGCCAUGGACGCCCGGGAUGACUUCAUCAGCUGUGCAUUUGUGGUGCUCAUGGCACAUGGGCUGGAAGGUCGCCUCAAAGGAGAGGAUGAGAAGAUGGUUGAGCUGGAAAACCUUUUCGAGGUUCUGAACAACAAGAAUUGCCGGGCCCUGAGAGCCAAGCCGAAGGUGUACAUCGUGCAGGCCUGUCGAGGAGAACACAGGGACCCCGGUGAAACAGUAAGUGGAGACGAUAUCGUGAUGGUCGCCAAGGACAGUCCCCAAACCAUCCCAACGUACACGGACACCCUCCACAUCUACUCCACCGUGGAGGGGUACAUCGCAUACAGACAUGACGAAGAGGGCUCCUGCUUCAUCCAGACUCUGGUUGACGUGUUCACAGAGAGGAAAGGACCCAUCCUGGAGCUUCUGACAGAGGUGACCCGGCGGAUGGCAGAAGCAGAGCUGAUUCAGGAAGGAAAAGCAAGGAAAGUGAAUCCCGAGAUCCAAAGCACCCUUCGGAAACGGCUCUAUCUGCAAUAG
Molecule: messenger RNA, 729 nt
Organism: Prionailurus viverrinus (fishing cat)
Lineage: Eukaryota; Metazoa; Chordata; Mammalia; Carnivora; Felidae
Gene: CASP14
Product: caspase 14
Exons: 6
Coding region: 1-729 (242 amino acids)
Biological process (GO): proteolysis
Molecular function (GO): cysteine-type endopeptidase activity
Source: RefSeq, a predicted model, not a curated record